This is a messenger RNA of Talaromyces atroroseus, 2268 nucleotides long. RefSeq lists its product as hypothetical. The record is from RefSeq and is a predicted model, not a curated record. The coding region runs from base 1 to 2268 and encodes 755 amino acids. Gene Ontology annotation, biological process: chromatin remodeling. NCBI's taxonomy places the organism in Eukaryota, Fungi, Ascomycota, Eurotiomycetes, Eurotiales, Trichocomaceae. Gene Ontology annotation, cellular component: Ino80 complex. The transcript has 7 exons.
AUGUCAGGUAUUCUAUCAUUUUUCGGCUGGGCCGUUCUACCAAAUUAUGUGACUUCAAUCCUUCAAAACGUGUAUUACGGCCUCACCAUCCGUGCCGGCGACCCACGCCCGCAACCCGGCUCGCCGCGCUUCGACAAGCACCGACGUCGCAUUUUCAUCUUCGCCGUCACCCUCUACCUCUUCUACACGCUCUACGAAAGCUUCCAUGAAGUACGCGCAGCCGGCGACUUCUACAGCGUCUUGGGCGUGUCGCCCUUGGCCGAUGAGCGCACCAUUAAAUCCCGAUUCAGGCGGCUGGCCGCCCAGCACCAUCCGGACAAACUAAGUCAGAGCCAAGCCCAGCAACAGUCAUCCGAUGGCUUCUUUGUCUACUUGAAACUAGCUCAGGAUACGCUGCUUGAUCCCGCACGACGGUUUGGCUAUGACCGGUUUGGACCGCAGGUAAACGACUGGCGGAGUGCGCGGACAAUGCACGAUUUCUUGUACGGAGGUUUGAGUCAGGCGUUGCUCCAGUAUGCGGGUGGGCUGGGGACUAUUUUGGUCUUGAAUUUUGUCUAUUGGUCGCCAUGGGGUCGCUUCUGGCGAUUCUAUACUUUUGCUGCUCUGGUCGUGCUCGAAAUGGUCUUGGUGACACGGCCACUCGCCUUCGUUAUAUCUUCGGAGUCUUUGCCUACGAUGCUGCAGCCCGCCAGGACGUCGGCGUUUUAUCUGUUACCCUUCCAGAUCAUAUCCCUCGCACGCCGGGUUUCGAUUACAGUGCACAUCUUCAUCUCGCAACUCACGCCACUAUAUGUGUCUCGCACAGCGGCAGCGAGUGCCAGCGGCGCGGUACUGAGUUCCCAGACGAUGCAGCGCUUAGGGCAGGUCGCGCAGCUGUCACGCAUGACCGACGUGGAAGCAUCGCGGCUGUUGGAGCUGAGCCUGAGUCCGUUCCGGGGCGACGGGGAAAGCGUAACGACGCUGCGGCGCGGGAUGAAGGAAGGAUUGGUGGUUGGGAGUGUGCGGAACACGCCUGAGGUGCAGGAGGCUGUUGCCCAGAGACAACACGUACAUUGUAGUGCUAGCAGUGCUACGUUGCAACCGCGACCGUUGGUGAAUCAAUUCGAUGGUUGCGGUGGAUCGACUAGCAGGCGUAGUACGAGCGCUGCAUGGAUCAUCGUCGGGCCAAGCCCGGAUGGCACGGUACGGAAUUGGCUCGCGGAUGGAUGGGCAGGCCAACCCAGCGAAAGACCAAAACCAAACAAAAUUACCACAAUGGAUUCUCGCUCCUUGUUUUCUUCUCCCUCCUCCUCCUCCUCACCACCACCACCACCACCUCCCCCCGUCAGCCUUCCCCUGCUCACCACCCUCGCCAUCGCCGUCGCCCUCGCUCAACACCACGCUGCUAUCGUCGGACUAUGCCACAUUCCCUCCGCUUUGCCGUCGUUGCCUUUGCCUCCUGUGCCGACCGGCUUGCCUCCCAUCAUGCCGGCGUCGUCGUCCAAGAACACCGCCGCCAGCAGCAGCACCAACAACAACAACACCACACAAAGCCGGACGAUCGUCCUCAAGCUGUCGUCGACGCUCCUGAGCCGCUUCCCCAGCGACAGUCCAGCCGUCGACGACAAAGACGUCAAGGUCAAGGACGCCUCGUCGCCGCCAUCAUCCACCAGCGGCGAGGCCGGUCUCCAGGCCUCCUCGUUCGACAAUGCUUCCGACGCUGCCUCGACCCCUGCCGCAGCCGAGGGCAGCGGCAAGGGCAAAAAGGCCGGCGCUGCUGCUGCUUCCAGGGGCACCAAGCGAGCGCUCAACCAGAAUGGCGAGUCCAAGCCGCCGCGAAGCAGGCCUAGCGUGAAGAAGCGACUGAAAAUGGACGAAAAAGCCCUCGAUGCCUCCAAGCUCAUGCCGCCCAGCCACAAACUAGGCCCCAAGGCAAACCAGGGCGCCAUCAACGCGGGUCUGCGAGCGCUCGACCGCAGCGGAGCGCCAUGUCGGAAAUGGGAGCGCAAGCCAUUCCAACUCAAGAGCUUUACGGGCGUGGUAUGGGGACUAUCCAGUUGGCGCACCCCGAAGGCGGAACAGACGGCCGAGUCGAGCAGCGAAGAAGCGAACGGCGUCGCUGUUGCUGUUGUGUCCGCUGCCAACGGCACUGGCACUGCCGACAGUGACAGCAAGGCCAAUCCGAUGAGCAGUGCUGUGCCGAGUGAGAAGAGCAAUGCUGGCGAGGGCGAUCUCCCGUCGCUGCCUCCUAGUACUGCAGAGUCUCCGGUGCCUAUGAUCACUGCAUAA